Messenger RNA from Cataglyphis hispanica, 694 nucleotides. RefSeq names its product ATP synthase subunit d, mitochondrial-like. The transcript is spliced from 3 exons. The record is from RefSeq and is a predicted model, not a curated record. Lineage: Eukaryota; Metazoa; Arthropoda; Insecta; Hymenoptera; Formicidae. Gene Ontology annotation, biological process: proton motive force-driven ATP synthesis. Gene Ontology annotation, molecular function: proton transmembrane transporter activity. The coding region runs from base 77 to 586 and encodes 169 amino acids.
UGUGUGAUCAGCUGGUAUUUGGAUAUCAGCUUGUCGGCUUGUCUCGCUUUCGAGAAGAUAGGAUAGCGCGGAAAGGAUGUCGCGAAGGGCGAUUAAAGCGAUUAAUUGGGCGGCGCUCGCCGAAAGAAUUCCGGAGACGGAAAGAAACGCAUUCGCCGCCUUUAAAGCCAAGUCUGACCAGCAUCUGCGACGAAUGGCUGCAAACCCAGAGACACCUCCGAAAAUUGAUUGGGCAUAUUACAAGAAGAAUAUCACUUUAUCUGGAUUAGUCGAUAAAUUUCAGAAGGAAUACGAAGCCUUUGUAGUACCAUAUCCAGCGGAUAAAUAUACCUCGCAACUUGAGGCUCAAGAAAAAGAAUUGCUUGCUCAAAUCGAGCAAUUUAUUAAGGAGUCGAAUGAACGCAUUGCCAGUGCCAGCAAGGAAGUCGAAAGAGUAAAGAGUUUAUUACCAUUCUCUGAAAUGACAAUGGAAGAUUUCCGAAAUUUGUAUCCAGAUCAGGCUAUACAGUCUGACAAACCAACAGUUUGGCCACACACAUAUGACGUACAGCCACAGAAUGAGAAAGGAAAACCAGUACAUCAUUAAUAUACUAUAAUAUUCAAAAUGAAAUGUAAAAUGUAGUCAUAAUUUACUUCUGGCAUAUGACUCAAUACUGUAUGCUAAAAUGAAAAAUAAUAUUGUCCUUUAUCUAUA